This is a messenger RNA of Puma concolor (puma), 1257 nucleotides long. RefSeq names its product trophoblast glycoprotein like (gene TPBGL). NCBI's taxonomy places the organism in Eukaryota, Metazoa, Chordata, Mammalia, Carnivora, Felidae. Gene Ontology annotation, molecular function: protein binding. The record is from RefSeq and is a predicted model, not a curated record. Gene Ontology annotation, biological process: negative regulation of canonical Wnt signaling pathway. Gene Ontology annotation, cellular component: plasma membrane.
AUGAUCGCCAGCCGCUCCGGGUCAAGGAUUCUGCCCCGGCCGCCCUCCCUGCCCCCCCAGGCGCCCGAACUCAUCAGGAGCGCGGCGCCAGGGCGCUGGAUGCGGGGCAGUGAUGGCCCCUGCUCGGGACAGCCGGAGCAAAGGGGGCCGCUCCUGCCGGGGCUGCUGGUGGCGGGGGCGCGAGCUGCCGCGCCCCGUCCCUUCCAGUGCUAGUUUCGGCGGCCCCUGCUGCUGUUGCGCUGCGCGUCGGCGCCGAGUCCGGCAGCCCCUGCGGACGUGCCGCCCGACGCGCGCAACCUCACCAUCGUGGGCGCCAACCUGACUGUAAGCCGCGCGGAAUGUCUUCGCCGGCGGGACGCUGACGGGGAGGAUGAUGAGGCUGGCGGCGUGCGCCUGCCGCUCAGCGCGCUCCGCCUCACGCACAACAACAUCGAGGUGGUGGAGGACGGCGCCUUCGACGGGCUGCCCAGCCUGACGGCGCUCGACCUGAGCAACAACCGCGCGCUGGGCGGCGGCGCCUUCCGCGGACUGCCCGCGCUGCGUUCCCUGCAGCUCAACCACGCGCUGGCGCGGGGCGGCCCCACGCUGCUGGCCGCUCUGGACACCGCGCUCGCCCCGCUGGACGAGCUGCGCCUGGUGGGCCUGGCGGGCAACGCGCUGAGCCGCCUGCCGCCCGCAGCUCUGAGCCGGCCGCGCCUGGAGCAGCUGGACGCGCGCCUCAACGCGUUGACCGGCCUGGGCCCCGACGAGCUGCUCGCGCUCGAGCGCGAUGGCGGCCUCCCCGCGCCGCGCCUGCUGCUCGCCGACAACCCACUGAGCUGCGGCUGUGCCGCGCGCCCCCUGCUGGCCUGGCUGCGCAACUCCACUGAGCGCGUACCCGACGCGCGGCGCCUGCGCUGCGCCGCCCCGCGGGCGCUGCAGGACCGGCCUUUCCUGGACCUGGACGAGGCUCGGCUGCGCUGUGCCGACGGCGACGCAUACGGUCGCGGGGAAGAAGUGGAACUCGCCGGCCCGGAGCUGGAAGCCUCCUACGUCUUCUUCGGGCUGGUGCUGGCGCUCAUCGGCCUCAUCUUCCUCAUGGUGCUCUACCUAAACCGCCGCGGCAUCCAGCGCUGGAUGCGCAACUUGCGCGAGGCCUGCCGGGACCAGAUGGAGGGCUACCACUACCGCUACGAGCAGGACGCCGACCCUCGCCGCGCGCCCACUCCGGCUGUCCCCGCAGGCUCCCGUGCCACUUCCCCGGGCUCGGGCCUCUGA